This is a messenger RNA of Tripterygium wilfordii, 1533 nucleotides long. Its product is annotated as aspartyl protease AED3. Bases 17 to 1339 code for a protein of 440 amino acids. Gene Ontology annotation, molecular function: aspartic-type endopeptidase activity. Gene Ontology annotation, biological process: proteolysis. The record is from RefSeq and is a predicted model, not a curated record. The transcript has a single exon. NCBI's taxonomy places the organism in Eukaryota, Viridiplantae, Streptophyta, Magnoliopsida, Celastrales, Celastraceae.
AUUACUUAUUACUCCCAUGCAAAAACAGAUGGCCUCCUCUUCCAUACCACUAGUCCUCUUCUUUGCUCUUCUCAUCUCCUCAACCAAUGCUGAUUCUUGUGCCUCCCAAUUCGACGGCUCAGAUCUCUCUGUCAUUCCCAUCUAUGGCAAAUGCUCUCCCUUCAACCCAACCAAGCCCGACUCAUGGAUCGACACAGUCAUCAACAUGGCCUCGAAAGACCCAUCAAGGGUCAAGUACUUGUCAACCUUAGUGGCCCAAAAGACCACCUCUGUUCCAAUUGCUUCGGGCCAACAGGUCCUAAACAUUGGCAACUAUGUGGUCCGGGUAAAGUUAGGCACUCCGGGUCAGCUUAUGUUCAUGGUACUUGACACCAGCAGUGAUGCUGCUUGGGUCCCUUGCUCCGGCUGCACUGGCUGCUCCACCACCACUUUCUUCGCCAACACGUCUUCCACUUACAGUCCAUUGGAUUGUUCCCUGGCCCAAUGUGCUCAAGUCCGUGGGUUCUCAUGCCCGUCCACCGGCUCCGGCGCAUGCUCGUUUAACCAAUCCUACGGUGGAGAUUCAUAUUUCUCUGCCACUCUGGUACAAGAUUCUCUAUCUUUAGCUAAGGAUGUUAUCCCAAAAUUCUCUUUUGGAUGCAUCAACUCAAUCUCUGGUGGGUCAGUCCCACCGCAAGGGCUAUUGGGCCUGGGCCGUGGGCCCAUGUCGCUGUUAUCCCAAUCCGGAUCACUCUAUUCGGGCGUGUUCUCAUAUUGCUUACCCAGUUUCAAAUCCUACUAUUUCUCCGGGUCACUCAAACUUGGCCCGGCAAGUCAACCCAAGAAUAUUCGGACCACUCCACUUCUUUACAACCCGCACCGCCCGUCAUUGUACUACGUUAACUUAACUGGAGUCAGUGUGGGUCGGGUCAACGUUCAAAUUGCCCAGGAACUCCUAGCCUUAGAUCCAAAAACCGGGUCGGGUACUAUAGUUGAUUCGGGUACGGUCAUUACCCGGUUCAUCCCACCCAUCUAUACCGCAAUCCGAGACGAGUUCAGACGUCAAGUUAAUGGCACAUUUUCAUCAUUAGGGGCCUUCGAUACUUGCUUCGCAGCAACACACGAAGCUGAAGCUCCUGCCAUAACGUUCCAUUUUACGGGCUUGGACUUGAAAUUGCCAAUGGAGAACAGUUUGAUACACAGCAGUGCUGGGUCGCUGGCUUGCUUGUCGAUGGCGGCUGCACCAAGUAAUGUGAAUUCGGUUCUGAAUAUUAUAGCUAAUUUGCAGCAGCAGAAUCUUAGGGUAAUGUUCGAUGUUGUGAAUUCGAGGGUGGGGAUUGCUCGUGAGCUCUGUAACUAGUUUUUUUUUUUUUUAGCUCUAUCUGUAUCUCUUUUUGUCAUUGUUUUCUGAUGUUUCUUUUGAGUUUGUCUGGUUUUGUAUGAACUGAACUGGGAGUAGUUGCAAUAACUGGGCUAAUCCUGGUCUAUGAAGAUUUAUGUAAUAUUUUUGGACUUUUGGAUAUGAAAUAUAUAUGUCAAGAAUAUAAUCCUACA